Messenger RNA from Pungitius pungitius (ninespine stickleback), 4521 nucleotides. RefSeq names its product amyloid beta (A4) precursor protein-binding, family B, member 1 (Fe65) (gene apbb1). Bases 180 to 2234 code for a protein of 684 amino acids. Gene Ontology annotation, cellular component: cytoplasm; nucleus. Gene Ontology annotation, molecular function: amyloid-beta binding; transcription factor binding. The record is from RefSeq and is a predicted model, not a curated record. Lineage: Eukaryota; Metazoa; Chordata; Actinopteri; Perciformes; Gasterosteidae. The transcript has 14 exons. Gene Ontology annotation, biological process: regulation of DNA-templated transcription.
UCGUGACGUGGAUCGGUGACGCAGGUUCGCCCUCCAUCACCAGUCAAGCCCACUAACAGAAAACACCAUCUACAAGUCAGUCCUCACGAUUUAUGGAAAUAUGUAGUUAGCUGGCACCGUUCAGUAUAUUUCGAUAUCAGGAGAUUUAGUGGAGCUGGGCCUUUACAUGGAAAGUUAACAUGGGUGGCCAUGAUGAUGAAGAUAUGCCAUAUGUUGUAAACAAACAAAAACAAGACGAAGAGCUCAAGAACAAGCUUAAUGACAGCACUCUGUGGUGUGACCAGGAGUCCACUGGCAACAAUGCCAAGUGGGUCAAAGAAGGCCGGAACCAGCUGCGGAAAGUAGCCGAGAACCAACAGGACCAGGACCACAAUUGCAACAUUAGUCAGAAUGGGAACAAGGAUGACUUCCCGCACCAGAACACCACUCAGGAAGAACAACAGGGAAACGAGGAGCAGACCAAGUCUCCCAAGAUAGCAAUGACCCCUGGUCUAAGUCAGGAGGAGUCCAAGAACACCCUUUAUCAGCCGAUACUCAUCGAUACUCUGGAGUCUACAGAAGAGAAAGAGAGAGAACAAGAUGUGAAGGAGAAGGACAAGACAUCAGAGGAAGAUGAAGAGACAUCAGGUGACCUCCGAGGCGAGGCGGUGACCGAAGAACCAGCCAGCGUGGAGACUCAGAGAGAGAGCAAUGUUGUUGGGAGAAAUGCCUGCCUCCUGUUCUCCAACGUCAACGGGACACCAAAUGAUGAGGAGCCCAGCUGGCCGCCACUGUCUCAGGACAACCCAGCCGACAGCUCUCCAAAUGGCAACAAAGAGUCCUUUUGGGAUUCUAGUGCCUUUGAGACCGACACGGACCUGCCUUCAGGAUGGAUGAGGGUUCGAGAUACAUCCGGCACAUACUACUGGCACAUCCCCACAGGCACCACCCAGUGGGAGCCUCCGUCACCGCUGGGUAAAGUAGGCGACUCCAUGAUGUCCUCGACUAUGUCCCUGGAGACUACGCCCUGCGAGGAGACUGAGGAAUCUUGGGCUCACCUUUCCAGCACAGAUGAAGGAGUCGGUGAAGGGGAACUGUGGAAUGAGGAGGCUGAGGUUUCAUCUGAUCAAAGUCUUAAGGAGUUUGAAGGGGCAACUCUUCGCUAUGCAUCCAUAAACCUGAACUACAAUUGCUCCCAGUCUGAGGAAGAGGAGAAGCUUGCUCCGCUCUGCACAGAUUUAGAAACUAAGUGUUUUGCAGUGCGUUCCCUGGGCUGGGUAGAGAUGUCUGAGGAGGACAUGGUGCCCGGCAAGAGCAGUGUUGCUGUCAACAACUGCAUCAGGCAGCUUUCGUAUCACAAACACAACCUUCAUGACACUGCCGGUAUCUGGGGAGAGGGGAAGGAUAUGCUGAUGGUCCUGGAGAAUGACAACAUGAACUUGAUCGACCCACUGGGUCAGACUCUGCUUCACGCUCAGCCUAUUGGCAGCAUCCGUGUUUGGGGCGUCGGCAGAGACAACGGCAGGGACUUUGCUUAUGUGGCUCGAGACAACCUGACUCAAGUUCUGAAGUGUCAUGUUUUCCGCUGCGACUCACCUGCCAAGAACAUAGCCACCAGCCUACACGAGAUGUGCUCAAAGAUAAUGAUGGAGAGAAAGGCGAGCAGGCCGGGGUUGAGCAGACUCUGCUCUGACCCGAAUAACCCUGUGGUCAUCCCAAUUGAAGAGUUUCCUGCUCCAAAAAAUGAACUCUUCCACCGCUUUACCGUCUAUUAUCUCGGUUGUGAGGCUGUGGCUAAGCCAGUUGGUAUGGAUAUAAUCAACGACACGCUCGCAGCAGCAGUUAACGGCACAGUUAAAACUGACUGGACUCCUGUGUCAGUGAAUAUUGCACCAGCCACCCUCACAAUACUUUCAAAGCAGAGCGAGGAGGUGCUGUCAGAGUGCCGGGUGCGUUUCCUGUCUUUCAUGGGGGUGGGAAAAGACGUCCACACUUUUGCCUUCAUCAUGGCGGAGGGUCCCCAGGAUUACACCUGUCACAUGUUUUGGUGCGAACCCAACGCAGCCAGUCUGAGUGAAGCUGUCCAGGCGGCGUGCAUGCUCCGUUACCAGAAAUGUCUGGACGCACGUCCACCCGGCCUGGCCUCCUGCCUGCCCACUCCUCCGGCUGACUCCGUGGCUCGACGGGUCAAGAAGGGGGUGCAGAGUCUGCUGGGCAGCUUUAAGAGCUACAGGUCAGGCCCUCAAUCCCCUUGAGUUGGUCCACACGAGGUCCAUCACCACAGACCCGUCUCCAUGUCACUCCUCCGCCUCAUCUUUCUGCCACAGUUCCGCCUUACGACCGUUUUGCUUGUCUAGUCGUUAGUCUGGUGUGUGGAAUAGUUUGUGAGGAAAAAUAGAUUGCAUUUAUUUCCUAUUUUGGCUUUUGCUUUAUACACCAAUUGUAAACUCCAAUCUCCAAACAGAUGAAACCCUGGCAUCCAUUUGUUUUCUUUGCUGGGAUUCUUUCUGUGAGUCUUAACUAUUUUUGUGUUUUAACAAACAAUGCUAUGAAUGUUGGACAUGGAUGUAAUAUAUAUAUUUACAUGCAAACGCUAGAAUUUGCUUGAAAAAGAGGUUUGCUAGAUUCUCUCUGAGAAAUGCGUCCCCUUCUACGUUCAAACAAGGUACCGCAACACUUGUCAGUUGUCAGUGGGUGGGAAAUAUCCUAAUGUUGAUUAUCUAAAACAUCAUUGCACCUCUCUUCACCAGCCAUAGGUUUUAACUGGAGCGGCGGCGCAGUGGUAGUGCCCCGUGGUUAAACGUCCCAUGCCGCCCCCAACGAUGUAUUUUAGUCUUCCAAAGAGCUGUAAGGUCAUCUGUCACGUAGUGAGCCACCACUGAUUUGGGUGUAGUGUGUCUCAUACAUUCUGCAUGAACAUUUGCAAGUUCAGUGCUAGUGUGCAAUAAUCGGGUGUUCCUGUACGGUGUGGUGAGGCCAUGGCUGCCUCCUGAUUUCAUUCGUUCACUUUAAUGCGAGAGUCUGGCUGGAUUUGGAUGCAAGGCUGACGGAACAAGAGAGCCAUGUUGAACAUCAUUAACUUGUGAUUUUCACACAGCCACGUAUCACCCACAACUACUGAAUAGUACUGUAGAGACUCCCCACAAGCUGCAUGUUUUGAUAGCUUAGAGUUCUUGCUGCACGCAGCAGUGUAGUGCUUAAGACCCAUCAACGUAUCCUGUAAAUUGCGUCUCUGUUUCUCUGUGUGUAGAGCAGCCUGGAGUUGAUGUGUUGUUUCGUGUUUCAUAGGCAUGUCACUCUAGUUGGUGUCAGUGUUUAUCAUAAUCUAGCAGUAGAAAGUUAGCCGUCCUGCGAGUUCCUUCAGACUGAAAAGAUGAGAGCAGGUUAAUGUUUGUAUUUACAGUUUGUGUAUUUGGGAAACCUUGAGAUGAUUUCUCCAGUGGUUUACAUUUUUACUUCUUUCCUUGGCCACCUUCUGACAUGUGUGCGCUUUGGCAAAUCUACACUUAAUGUAUUUUUUUUAUGGUUUCCACACAUUACAAUGAUAUAAGAUGUUAGUUGGUUAGAUUUCAUUUUGUUUUUAUAAAGAAAACACUAAUAGCCAAGUUGUCUGUCAGUGAUAAAUACUGUAUGUAGCACAAUAGUAAUAGUCACCUCUAAGGUUAAAGAUGCAGUUUGUAAGAUUUCAUGGGAAUGUUGAUCUCUGCGGGGUGUUUGUUUGGCCUUGUUUAGACACUGGUAGCUACUUACUAGAUAUCCUCAGCUCGCCGACUGAUUCCACUACAUGAGAGAUUAAAACAUUAAGACAAACCCACAACAUUCAGCAAAACUCCCUACAAAAAUUGUGAAAUGAAUGUAUAAACAUGCAUAAGAAAUACAACAUUGGGUUUAAAUGCGUCGAUGAAACAGUGGUUUCAUAAUAGAUAACUCUGUGUCCACUAUAUCAUGCUGUUAGAAAGUGUCUCAGUGCUGCGUAAUGAUACAUAUUUGGUCUUAAAGCCAUUUUUAGCUAAUCUUGAUUCAUUUACCUGAACUGUUCAAAACCUUUACAUUUCCUGGAUGUUUCUUUUUUUUCAAAAAAAAAUUGAUAUUACUAUAUAUAUUUAUUCAAAGACGUUUUCUGAAAAGAAGUAGCCAUGGAAGAUAUAUUCCCUGUUUGAAUCAUGGAUUUGAAUUAAUCCCACAUUUAGAGGCGGAUUCCGAGCGAUAAAGCCGUCUGUGCGCUGAAUAAACAAUACGCUGCUUUGUGCUGACUGGCUCCCAUUAUCAGAUGUUUUUAACAUUUUAGAAGUUAUCACUAACACUCUUACCAACUGCUUCUUUAUAUGUGUAUGGUAUAUAUAACACUAAUGAAAGUACGUCUACAUUGACUCAAAUUACUGCCAUGUCAUGUGUCACUUGGAAUUUGGUUGCUGUUUCAGAGUGAGCUGUAAAACCAGAUUAAAGAACAUUAGCAGAUUAAUUUAUUUCUGUUCAUGUAAAUUAGGUGAAUAAAAUGUAUGUAUAUAAAAGUCACUGCACAAUAAACGUGAACAUAUCAUA